This is a messenger RNA of Dendronephthya gigantea, 1991 nucleotides long. Its product is annotated as protein MIS12 homolog. The transcript has 2 exons. Gene Ontology annotation, biological process: mitotic cell cycle; protein localization to kinetochore; mitotic sister chromatid segregation. The record is from RefSeq and is a predicted model, not a curated record. The coding region runs from base 176 to 793 and encodes 205 amino acids. Gene Ontology annotation, cellular component: chromosome, centromeric region; nucleus. Lineage: Eukaryota; Metazoa; Cnidaria; Anthozoa; Malacalcyonacea; Nephtheidae.
UAUAUAAAAUAUAUAUUAUAAUUUAUAAAUUGAAACAACAAAUGAGUAAUAACCGCGCAGGGGACUAUGUCCGAUAUGAUGACGAAUGCAAUGACGUAAUCGGCCACAAUUAUCAUUCCAGACAUAUAUAUGGAGUUCACUGCCGCCUGUUUUUAAUUUUGAAAAACCACACAAAAUGGCGGCAAGAGUGCACAAUUUUGAAUAUUCCACUCAACUUUUCGGCUUUACUCCGAAGGCUUUUGUCGACGGCAUCUUCAAUGCGAUCAACGAUUACAUAAAGGAGUUCUUCAAAGAGUUGGGCAGAGUUUUAGACGACGAAUUUGCGAAAGGGGACACGAUUUUGAGCUCGACCAUCCGACAGGGGUGUAAAAACUUGAUUGAGAAAUGCUAUGAAAACGUCGACAAGGCUAUCGACAAAAUUGAAUUGUUUUUGUUGCGGAAUACGUUUGUCAUUAGUCCCAAUGUUUGUUUGCCCGAAGACGAGGUACAUAAAGAAAUAAGCGAUGCUUUGAAAAACGAGGAGAACACAGUAUUAACAGAAGAAAGUUUGGAUAGGGAAAUUUUGGAACUUAAAACUACGAUUUUGAAAGAAAUGCAUUUUGGAACGAUACUGAAAGACGAGCAACAAAGAUUGGGCAGAAUUUUAGGUGAACUGAAAAGGUUGGAGGAUUGUUUUGAUAAGAUCUGCUCUGAACUAGAUACAAACAAUGUGAAGGAAGCCAUUGAGCUUGUCUUGGCAAACAGCGUAAAAAUCAUGAACAUUUUGUCCGAUCAGAAACAUACGAAAAAAUAAUUGUAUUAUUUCUUUCCAUAGUAUUUAGUUAUGGUGCCACCUGAAUGUGAGGUCUGGGGGUACCCUGCACAUUGUAAGGCUACCCCCACACUCCAUGUAGGCAUGAAGUUGUAACGAGAUCAGUUGGUUUAUGUAUCUUCAUGUUUUUUACUGUAUAAAAGUGUAAAAAUAUAUAUAAAUUAACUUUAUUGUGUCAUUUGCUUCAAACUCAAUCGUUUUUCACCUCUUUCCAACUGUUGUGCUGAGAUUUAGUGACUUUAGUUGGAUAUAAAUGAUAUCAUUGCGAUCUUAUAAACUAAUAACUUGUUUCAUAAUACGUUGUGACAAAAAUGACCAAAAUUUACUUUGGUAAAGAAUGAUGUAAAUAUAUCUAUGACCUUUGAAAAAUUUGACGUCAAUGACGACCAUUGUGCAUAGAAUUUCAAGUUAAGCCCACGAGUACUGGGCUACUUCUGAACACGAAUCAGUUCGGGCUACGGUACCUUCUGUUUCUUUGCGAAAAUUUUUCAAUUUUUGCAAACAGAAAGCUGUGAGGUUUCAUUAACAAUUCAAGCUUAAUUUCGAUUCUAAUAACGGGAAGUGUUAAUAAUUGCAGGAACGCAAUUUUCCAAUCGAAAAAUAAUUUAAAUUUGUUACAUUUUGACACCAUGCAUAUUGGAACAUGUACAGUCAGUUAUCGCAGGCGAGAUUAAAUCCUCUAGUUAGACGUUUAAAAUAUCCAUAAUUUUACCUGGAUUGGGGAUGCUUUCAGCCUUGCAAUUAGGUGCAAUGCGUUGUACGCUUCUUAUAUUAUAAAAAAAAGCAUUUUAUGCUGUUCCCAUUGGAAUUGCAAAGGAUUCCCCAUGUUGCGUCAGUUAAUUUUGCAUUUAUAUUGAUUGGAAUAAUUAAGCCCAAAUUCGUGCAAUUCAGAUUUUCCGACCUUUCAAACAAAGCCAAAGUAGUGAAGGGAACGCUAUAUAGAAAAUUAGCUUUAUGUAUAUGACUAUAUAUGUGUAUCUAAUUGCCAUUUCAAAUAUUAAAUAUAUGCUUCAUUUCUCAUUGAUAUCUAAACGCUUUAAAACAAAGGACUUGUCUUUUUACUUAAGUUUACAAUCAACUUUACGGUCUAUAUCUAUAUAUGAGUAUUUGAAGACAUUUGUUUUUCUGUUUAUUGUAACAACAGCGGCCGCAUUUAGCAUUAUGAAGUUUGUGGCCAACU